Messenger RNA from Saccostrea echinata, 1208 nucleotides. RefSeq names its product dynein light chain Tctex-type protein 2B-like. Lineage: Eukaryota; Metazoa; Mollusca; Bivalvia; Ostreida; Ostreidae. Gene Ontology annotation, biological process: microtubule-based movement. Gene Ontology annotation, molecular function: dynein intermediate chain binding. Bases 208 to 855 code for a protein of 215 amino acids. The record is from RefSeq and is a predicted model, not a curated record. The transcript has a single exon. Gene Ontology annotation, cellular component: cytoplasmic dynein complex; cytoplasm.
AGAUUAGUGUGUGGAGUAUUCAUUGAACACUAUUUAUUUUGAAUUGAUCUUCAAAUCAUAACAAAUUCGUCACAUUGGCAAAUUGAACAUAUAGAAAUUGUAUUGUUUUUUAGUUGUUCAUAAUGCGAUUUGAAUUUUUUCUCUAGAAUCAAUAUAUAAUCCUUAGUGACUGCCCGAAGGUCCGACCCACAAAUUCACUAAGUAAACAUGUUGGCAAAAAUGAAAGCUAGUACUGAGCAAGAGCUCGAAAAGAAGACAGCGGAUUUCGAGAGAAAACCCGCCCCUUCUGGAGACCGCAAACAGAGUUACGUAGAACGGAAGGGGAGUGUUAGUGAAAAAAGAAGAAACAGCGUUGCACCAAUGCCUAAAAAACCGAUAACGGGUGGCAAAGCCGCCCAGCAGAUGGGUCAUUCCCUGACCGGAAUGUUGGCCACCAAAAAGUUCUUUAAGCGGUUUUCCAAAAGAGAAAGAACACUAUCGACAGUUACUGUUCCACCCAAGGAAUAUGAACCGACUUACCGAAUGGUUCCAAAACGGAAGUUUAAUCAACAGCACGUGCAUGAUGUUGUCAAAAAACUUGUGGACGAAAAGCUGGAUAAAAUGAUUUACAGCAAAAAAUGGUCACCCAAUCUAACAAAAAUUAUGUGUAACCAAAUUAAAGAGAAGAUAAAGACAUUGAAUUAUGAAAGGUACAAACUGAUUUGCAACGUAACACUUGGAGAAAAUAAAGGACCCGGUAUCAUGGCAACCAGUCGAUGCUCGUGGGAUCCGAAAACGGACGAUUUUGCUACUUAUUCCUUUCAGAGCAAACAUUUAUACUGCACAGUAACAGUUUUCGGUGUUUACAAGGAAUAAUGCCAAUUCUGUAAUAGUAAUGUACUACAUUAUAAUUCUGAUAUUGGUGAGGAUGACAUAACUGUGAUUAUGAUGAUCUUUUUUGAAUGUGAUAGUGUGCAAGCCUUUUAUUAUUGAAUACUAUUAUUUUUGGUGCAAAGAAAGACUUACUGGAAAAAUAAAAGAUUGACAGUACAUGUACAUAACAGAGUUGUGCUUAAGUGUUAGGUCUACAGACGUGCGUGCGAAAAUGAAAAGAAUGCUCUAAAUGCAAUAUUUAUAUUGCAGAUUUUCUUUUCAAUGAGAUUAUCUUUUUCUUAUAGUUUCAAAUUGUGGAGAUAGUGUCAUUGCAUUUAAACUUUGAAUGAAAUUAA